Molecule: messenger RNA, 3734 nt
Organism: Protopterus annectens (West African lungfish)
Lineage: Eukaryota; Metazoa; Chordata; Ceratodontiformes; Protopteridae
Gene: CSGALNACT1
Product: chondroitin sulfate N-acetylgalactosaminyltransferase 1
Exons: 11
Coding region: 1328-2929 (533 amino acids)
Cellular component (GO): Golgi cisterna membrane
Molecular function (GO): glucuronosyl-N-acetylgalactosaminyl-proteoglycan 4-beta-N-acetylgalactosaminyltransferase activity
Source: RefSeq, a predicted model, not a curated record
CCGGACGUGCACAAAAAAGUUUGUAUGAGUUGCUUAGAGUUUAUGUUUCUCCUGCAAACCUAGCGCACAUGACUGUCCAGUGGAGCUCUCAGACCCAGGAUUAUGAGAAGUGUAACAAAACUUGCCUUAUCUACUGAAAUGGAAAUUCUCUAGUAAUCUAAGACUGACUGGUUCCAGGGGACUACAGGUUGUUGAUUUUGAGGAAAGCUAUUGAAUAAUUUGAAGGCUUAACUCUGGUAAGGUAGAAAACUGCAAACUUAUAAAUAUAAUGUGCAGUUUGAAUAUCAGAAUAAAAGAUGUGAAGAUGAAUGCUAAACCUCACCCCAAGAAGGAUACUGCUUAUAUUAUGAAUGCUGAAGAUUUUUUUCCUUGGUUGUUGGAUGAUGUUUAAAGUUUAUUUCUUGACAAAUAUGCAAGUGCUGUAUUUAUUUCUUCAGCAAAUCUGUAGGAAAAUACAUUUUCCAUAGACUUGUCAAUUUCAGCUAAUGGUACUUCUAAAACCAGGUGUUUAAAUACAAUGACUGGACUAACUGGAAAUAUGAAGUGCUCUCAAUGAGGAUUUUAUGAUGACUUUUUCACACGAGUGACAAAAUAAUUUGUCAUUUGCCUUUCAGGAGCAGGAAACAGACCUCUGUGAAUCAGAAUAUACCAUCCAAAACUGAUAACUCAUUAAUGUGUGAUGUAAGUACUCCAAAAACAGAUCUCAGAGGGAUGAGAACACAAAUAAUUUAAGGAACAGACGUGACUAAAUGUAGCCUAAUGUUUUCUUCUGGUUAGUUAAUGGCUGAAAGUGGUCCCAGGACCAGUACAGAUAGACAGUAUAUCAACAGCAUCUAUAGAAUGAAACUCAAGAAUGCACUUACUCCAAAAGUGAGACUGAGAAGAACAUACCAAUCUGCACAGAGGGAUUGUAGCUGGCUUGAAAGUAGUCAGUAUCUGGAUUAUAAUCAGACUCCAAAUGGUAGAAAGAAGGGAUUGAAAUAAGGUGCUUUAUCUUCGGUUGAGCACUAGUUCUGAAAGUGAAAGAUCUGUGCUGUGAUUGUAGGCAGGAAAAGGUCAAUUGAUUCCUGGAUCUCUCAUGCUAAUCAGACUAAAAUGAAUACAAUGGGAAGACUCAGUGUCUCUGAGUUGCUAUCAAAUGUUUCUGCAUGUCAAACAUCUGGGCAAAUAAUCUUCAAUGGCUGAAAGGAAAAACUGUCUGUGCAUGUCUGAUUGGGAGAAUGAAGGAGUGCACUUCCCAGGAGCAGUACUAAUUUCUGAAUGCUGUAGAAUAUGGGACAGGUCGGCUAGGCACACAAGUAGCUCUGGAUGGUUCCAUGAAUUCUGAAUGAGGAUGUUUCGAAGAGGGCUGCUGGCCUGGGGUUCACGGGUUAUGGUCCUGUUAGUCUUUGUUUGUUGCACUGUGUCAUUGAUCUACAUGCUGGCAUGUACCCCAAAAGUAGAUUAUGUCCAGUCAGCAUUAGCAAAAGUCAGUGGUCCGCCUGGAAAAGACAACUACCAUGCCAUUAUUCAGGAGCAUGAAGAGCAGCAAAACAACUAUAUCAAUAGCUUGAAAAAGCAAAUCGCUCAACUCAAGGAAGAGUUGCAGCAAAGGAGUGAACAGCUGAAAACUUUGCAAGAACAAGGUGGGCUUAAACUGGGGGGUCCUUUUGACCAGGGUAGCCCUGAAAAGACUCACACUGACCUCUAUGACUUCCUGCAUGCUCAGAUAGACAAAGCAGAGGUGCACGCUGGCCAGAAAGUACCAACAGAGUAUGCAGUGGUGCCAUUUGAAAGCUUUACAAUGCAGAAAGUUUACCAGCUGGAAAUGGGCCUCACACGACAUCCUGAGGAGAAACCAGUUAGGAAGGAUAAAAGAGAUGAAAUGAUGGAAGCAGUGGAAUCUGCUGUAGAAUCUUUGAACAGUGCAGAAGACGAAGGAAAUACGAAGCAGCAUGCCUAUUCCUCGUCUGACUUCAUUGAAGGUAUCUACAGAACUGAGAGGGAUAAAGGUACUGUAUAUGAUAUGACAUUUAAAGGAGAGAAGAACCACGAGUUAAAUCGAGUAGUGCUGUUUCGACCCUUUGGACCCAUUAUGAAAGUAAAGAAUGAGAAAAUCAAUACAGCCAAUAUGCUGAUCAACAUAAUAGUGCCUCUGUCAAAAAGAGCAGACAAGUUUCGACAGUUUAUGCAGAUGUUCAGGGAGGUAUGCAUUCAACAAGAUGGGAGGGUCUACCUAACUGUAGUCUACUUUGGGAAGGAGCAAAUGAAUGAAAUCAAAGAUAUCCUUGAAAUAAAUGCCAAGCAGGCAAACUUCAAGAACUAUACUUUUAUCCAACGGAAUGAGGAUUUCUCAAGGGGUAAAGGCCUAGAUGUAGGCGCUCGUGCCUGGAAAAGUAGUAACGUGUUGCUGUUCUUCUGUGAUGUUGACAUAUACUUCACUGCUGACUUUCUCAACUCAUGUAGAAUGAAUGCACAACCAGGGAAGAAAGUGUUUUACCCUGUCUUGUUCAGUCAGUACAACCCUGCCAUUAUUUACGGACAUCAUGCCCCUGCUCCAAGCUUGGAACAACAGCUGGUAAUUAAAAAGGAUACUGGAUUUUGGCGAGACUUUGGCUUCGGAAUGACAUGUCAGUAUCGUUCAGAUUUUAUCAAUAUAGGUGGUUUUGAUCUUGAUAUUAAAGGCUGGGGAGGAGAAGAUGUUCACCUGUAUCGUAAAUACCUGCACAGUAACCUGAUAGUAAUCAGAACACCUGUACGGGGCUUAUUCCAUCUCUGGCAUGAGAAACACUGUGUAGAUGAAUUGACUCCAGAGCAAUAUAAGAUGUGCAUGCAGUCCAAGGCCAUGAAUGAAGCCUCUCAUGGGCAGUUAGGAAUGCUGGUGUUCAGGCAUGAGAUCGAGGCACACCUGCGCAAACAAAAGCUAAAAAUGACAGCAAAGAAAACAUGAGUCUGACUGAAAAGGAUAGUGUUUGAAUUUUAAAUCAGCAGGUGAGGACAGUAGUAAGUUUUCUGGAUACUCCCCAGUUAUUAGAAAAGAACACAGUGUUAAUUCGUAUGGCCUUAUACCCCGACCUCUUGUCUCCCACAUAUGUGGUAAUUUACCAAAAUGCAUAUUUCAGCCUCUGGAAACAUGUGUGUACUUUAAUUACAAACCUAUAAUAAUGGUGAUAUUUUUUCCAAGGAAGUUAACCUGCAAAUUCCAGAAUAAGACCAAACUUGUUCAGAAACAUUUAGAACUUUAGUGGGACUUUUGAACCAGGAUGCACAAUUGAAAAGCCAUAUCCUAUAUAGCCAAAAACUCUAGAAUAUGAGAACUUUCAUGUGUGUUGAGAAGUGAGAUGAUGAACUGACCUUUUCAAUUUUCAUGUUGAAGAUGAAUUUAUUUUUUAAUUAAAGGAAUAAAUAUUGCACAGAUGUAGCCCUUUUUAAUGGGCCAGUACUUGUGAAUAUUGUCAAGGAAAGUACUGUAACAGUGAGUUAACCUUUUGCAGGCAUCACUCUUUCCACGUUAUUGCUGGCAUAUGUCUCACAUAGAUCACUAUAGCACACUCACAUGAAAGACAGUAGAAAUCUAGGUACAUUUUACAUUUGGAAUGCACAAAUUGCUUUGUUACUAGUUCACAAUAAUUUCUUACUUUGUGGCCUUGAAACUCCUCUGACAUCCUUUGGUACAAGCUUUUAUCAGUGUUUGAAACCAAGAUUAUUGUUUUUGCAUAAGGGGUAUUUAUUAAAUCUUGCCUGUGUGCCUUGAA